AUGGCGAAUAAAGUGGUGCUUGAUUUGGACCUGCUUCGAGGCUCUACACCUCGAGGCCAGGCAACUUAUCUACGCAAUCUUGUCAAAAACAAUGCAGACGCAGAGUCGUCUAUCACUCCUCAGCUUAUCGCGCUCGUCGCUUCAGACUCUCUUCCGUCCAUUGCCCUCUCUUUAUGGCCCUCUGCCUCCAAGGAGCCUCAGACGACUAUAGCAGUGAUUCGACAGGAACACUGCCUCAAUGUACAACAAGCUGCCAUCACACGAUUCUACCGCCUUCUAUGCAAAGAAAAGACAUUUGCAAAGACAUGGGAAGCCGCUGGCGGAGCGACGGGGGUCGCUCAGCUGAUGGCGAAGCUCAGCGUGAGCGGCGUGCGCUCCCUCGUCAAAUGGCUUGGAAUCAGUGGUCGUGCACAAGGUGCCCGCAAAGAACGCCAGAGAGCAACGGAAGAGCUUCUGACUCUGCUCUGGGGACUCGAUGGAGAUGAGAAUGCUGUGCUGGAUAGCCGUCCCUUGCGCGAUGAAUAUGUCAAGAUUCUUCCAGCUUGCGGUGGUGCUUUCAGGUUACAGUGGAAGGAAAUGAAGCGACAGCUCCCUGAUAACUACGAUAUAGCCGUUGAAACGGACCACGAGUUCUUUGAGCAGCACUACGACGAAAAGCUGCGACGCAACGAAAUCAAAGCCUCCGAGUUCUUGACCGCGGUGAAGCCUCUAGUCAUCUACCGCACCCAGUAUGGCUUGGACGUUCUAGACAGGUUCAUCGACAGCGAAACACUGCUUGGAGCUUCUCCAGAUGCCCUCCUUGAGGCAGUAAUCUAUCCGCUAAGCAAGCGGUUUUUGUCAAGACGAAUGAUAACCAGUGACACCACGAUGCGCUUCUGGAGCCGUGUUAUGCUGUGCUUGAAAGAGCGCCAACCAUUUCACAAAGAGUUUCGGAAUUCGAGCGAGCACUAUAAACGGAUCCUUGUUCGUUUGGUCAAAGUAUGGAAUGACUCACGUGGGAGGACUGAGUACUCUGAGAUGUUGACGGAGUUGUUCCCCCUUAUUCCCGAGACUGUUCUGAAGAGACACUCGCUGGUAGAUCUCAUAAAGGACGUCGCCCCGACACGAAGAUAUCAGCUUUUACGCUUGUUCUUGAAACACACGGUAGGGUUUCAGUUUGAUAUUGGAGAGGCCCUUAGCUUGGAGUACUCUGGGCUUAAGAAGUCAUCCAUCCGUUGGCAUCCUGAGCUAUUCUCCCUCUUGCCGGCAGACGAGGCCUUCACCUUGUGGGAGAAAGUACAAAGAGCCGGAAAAGAUGUUGGGUAUUGGGAAAGAUAUCCGACCCCUACGUCCAUUUAUGGUUGCCGGGACCAAGAUGACUUCAAUCUGGCCGACUGCCUCAUUAUUCGAGCCUAUUUGUUGCGCCAGAGUCAGGCCAUUCCUCCAUUUACAGCAGCAGAAUUGGACACUAUACGGUCUGAUCUUCGUCAAGAGGUUUCUAGGAGGAUGAAAAAGGCCACUCAGGGUCGCUUGCCUGAAAUAAGAUCGAAAUGGGCCGUGGCUGCUUUGGAGCUAUGCGUCGCGAUUGGGGAUCUCGAGCUUUACGGAGAAACACUUCGCUGGGCAAGGCGGUUUAAUAAGGAUCCAUUGACGGUUCAAGAAAUCUACGGUGGAUACUUCCUGAGGACAAGAGAACUGACUGACCUUGUGGCUUUUCUGCCCGCCAAAGAAAGUACACCGGUCCACUUUGAAGAGCUCAGCCAACGGAUACAAUCUGCCAAUGACAUCUUGCAGAUUCUCUUUGACACGGCUAUGAUGGGCGUCAAUGAGCCUAGCUUUCGCGGCUGGAGCGAUUGGGGUAAUGCGUUUGAGCUGAUCAAUCGGGUGAUUUGCAAACGUAUAGCCCUUGUCAAUGACUUUCAGGACCGGACCAAGAUAUCAGAUGACGCGCUGUUUGAAGCUUUAUGGAAGCCAACAUUUGCCAUGCUGGAAAAGAUGUUGCCGCAUCAACAUAUUUUUGGUCCCGCCGGUGGAGUAAGAUUUGAUAACAGAGCUUACUCCAGCCUCUCCCGCUUCCAAGUGAAAGACCCCGAAUCUUUGCGCGAGCCCACCAUCAGGUUUCUUGAUCAACUGGCCAGGUAUCACGAUUCAAUAUGGAGAGAGUUUCGCCUCCGGCAUACGCCGGCUUUGGUCACGGCUGAUGAGAUUUGGCCUAAAGGACUGACUAUCCAACACUUGGUGUACGAUUUUGAGUCAGCCCUGCCAUACUUGCCAUAUGGACGGUCGCGGAUCGAAGCCAUUGUGUUUAUGAACCCUCUCAGGGGUUUGCAGCCCAUCCAGAUUGACGAGGAAACUCAGCUGGCCAUUGGACCGUUUAUUGAUAGCUGGGCCGCGGCUCUGCAGCAGUACAUUCGGAUGCCGGGCAAGCUCUCCAAGGAACCGCAGCGGAAAGAACGCAUAUCAAGGGCCUGGCAACAUGCUACCAUCAACCUGAGCAAGGACCGCAUGUCCCCAGAAGAGGCUGAGAGGUUUUGGUGGUCUGUUUUUGAGGGUAUCGGUGUCAAGAAGGAUGAAGUUGGGAUUGAUGAAGAGGCGGAUGAACGACCCGAACCGUCUCUUCCCAAUGCAGAUGAGGAUAUGCAGCCCAUUGAGUGGAAUCCUGACCCUGAGUAUGAACGGAUCUCGCAGACUGAAAAGAGCAAAACGCUUACGCCAACGUGCUUGGAUGUCUUGUUAAGUCGGCCAAAGAAUGGCCACCUGACUAAAUUCAUCUCGGCUAGGGAUUCUGAAUUUGGGAAAGUGAAAUGCGUCAUUCCUCAAAAGCCUCGCCCUUUGUCCUUCUGGGACUCGUUUUCUACCACGUAUUCAAAGCUCACUUGCAAGCAUGUGGAUGCUUAUGUGGUUGCGGGAAUCCUGGCUCUCAACAUGAAGAAAGGCUCUGACAUCUCAUUGCUAAAAAAGCCGCUUCCCAACUCAGAAGCAGUGCGUAUUCCGGCUGUAUAUCUCGAUCAAGAGUUUCUAGAGAGAGAAGUCGACGCGCACGUGUCUGGAUUUACCGGCAUAAUUGAUCAUUUCAAGUAUUAUGUGCCGGCUAGCCUCUUCUCUCAGUUGGGGGCUUCGGUCCUUGAGAGUAUAAGAAGAGGACCGGAAACAGAUAAACCGUUUGGUACGUUGGUAUGGGUAAUCAAUAGGCUCUUGGAAGGGGCCAGCCCUUCGAUGGCGAUCCCUUUGAUCCAGCAAUUUGUCUUGGAGAACCCGGACGCAAGCUCAUGGCAUAGGCCGCUUCUUAACCCAAAGGCUCUCAUUCAUUUCCGCCCUGCCGAUGCGAAGCAUUUUUUUGAAACUUUUACGGAUGCCAUCUUGGAUAAACUCCAAGAACAGGCAGAAAAGCGUGCGAAGCAGAAGUCUGAUGAUGAAUCUGCGAACAAGGGACCGCUUGUUAAAGUCACCACUGUCAAAAUGCUGGCCCAGCUUCUGAGAGAAUCUCCUGUUGUCGAUCCGGGUCUUGCGGUGGAAUUAAACAUCAAGAUUCUCAAGAGAGCAAGCCAUGUUGACAUCCGGACUGCUGCUGUCAAGGGAUUGACAGAGGCUAUAGCUAACACUACGGAUCCCGAGGUAAAGAAGCGCAUAUUCAAUGCGUUACUCGAGUAUGCUGCGCCGAUUGCAUCUUCAAUCAACGAAUCACAGCCGUUGACAGACUGGGAUGCUUUGUCAUCUGAUGACGAGCUGCCUGAAAUUUGGAAAUCUAGUGAUGGAACCUUGACCACUCCCACAAUCAUGGACCUCGUCUUGAAACUAGGAUUCUGGCAGGAUUGGCAGUCAGAAGAAAGCCGGGCGUACAAGAAGCUCAUUUAUACCAUAAUGGAUGCUUCGGCGGAAAACAACCAACGGUGGAUGAAACUAUUUAUCAAGAAACAUGGCUUCACUAUGCCUGAUGAUGCUCAGCUUCCCGCCAUACCCAUGUUUCCGACUGCGCUGGAGACUUUUCUCAGAGUGAUGAAAACCGACAUCUCAGCCAAGUAUGUUGAUAUGGCAAAGCAGUACCUAUUGCUAAGAAUGAAGCUCCCUGACUGGGUUUCUGCUAUAACCGAUGCUGUGAGAGCCGACCGGAAGCUGGUCAGCUCAGACUCGGGUAGGCAUUGGGGCUAUCUAUGGAACCAUGAUUAUGACAGAUUGACAAAAAGUCUCCUCGAGACCAUUCGCCUCCAUCUUACGAAAUUGGAGAAGAAGACGAAUGAUGCAGAAAAUCACGACAAAAAGACUCAACAGAAAGACUCUCAUCAGUCGCUUGCGUCGUUUCUCUUUGAGAUUGCGGAUAUCAUCAUCAUGCAAGGGAACCUGAACAAGUUUGAUCAAUUCGUGAGCGACACAUUGACUGCUACUCGUGACAAUCCUGUUUGGGGGCGGAUUCUGGAGCGGAUCGAUAGCCUUCGAACCCCGGCGUGGCAAGCUGAUCAGAAUCGAAAGCCAGCAGUUCUUCCAGAUACGCUAUCACUCAAGAUCAAGAUGCUGAAUUUGUCCCUCCCAGCUUCAAACCCAGAUGAGAUUAAAGAGGUUGCGGCCAAAUACGCGAAGAAGGCUGUAGGGCUUCUACACGACAUUGUGGCCAGCGGAGUUCCAUAUCAGAACAGUUACAGCGCGCUUCAGAGGGAGUUGGGGAAUGCUCAGCCCAAGGCUUUGAUCGCAAUCAUGAUUGGAUCGACGCCUGCGCUUGACAACCCAAACAACGUGACGUUGGUGGAUCAUCUCCGCGUGGAGCUGGCGAUGAUGAUGUUGGACUCGAGCUGGAUUUUUAAGCAAAAAGGCAGUAUGGCACCUGAAGACGAUGUUUUGAAGAGGGCUGAGGAGCUGGUGAUGAAGGUGAGCAGAAGUAGCCUGGAGAAUUUCCGGAAUUUGGCGGCGCAUUUGAAGGGAAUUAUUGAGAAUACUGAGGGUUGGGGCUUGUUCGACUGA
This is a messenger RNA of Trichoderma breve, 4932 nucleotides long. RefSeq lists its product as uncharacterized. The coding region runs from base 1 to 4932 and encodes 1643 amino acids. The record is from RefSeq and is a predicted model, not a curated record. NCBI's taxonomy places the organism in Eukaryota, Fungi, Ascomycota, Sordariomycetes, Hypocreales, Hypocreaceae. The transcript has a single exon.